AGCAGCGAGCUAGAGCCCGCGUCGCAGCUCCCGGCCGCAGAGAGAGGCUGGGCGACCCGGAGCGCGAGGGGACCUGGCCCAGGCACGGCAGGCAGCUCUGCGCGCGGCUGAUGCUGCUAUGAGGACAGAUUCAUCAGCAAUGACUGAUGUGGAGUCUGGGGUCACCAAUUUUGCAUCUUCAGCAAGGGCAGGCCGCCGGAAUGCCCUACCAGACAUCCAGAGUUCAGCUGCUACAAGUGGAACCUCCGAUUUGCCCCUCAAACUGGAGGCCCUUUCUGUGAAGGAAGAUGUAAAAAAGGAAGAUGAAGAAACAACGCGAGGCCAAUUGGAAAAGCCCCAAAAUGAAGAAAAAUGAUGGCUCAUAUAAUCUAUCAGUGUGCUGAAUUUAUGCACGUUAAAAGACUUAGUGGCUCUGUUUUUCUGAGAUGUUUGAUCUGGUAGUAACUAUGGUAACAUUGCAGCCCUAAGCAACAUGUAUUAGAUAAUUUUGUUGUGACGCUACUCAGUUGGAUUGCAACCAUGAUGUCCAAUAUAGGCAAUUAAAAGGCAGGUUACUUCCAAAUUGCACGCAUGGAAAAGGUUAAGAAUGUAUGAUCACUUAAAAACGUAUCAUUGUCUAUAAACCAACAAAAUCCACUGUUCUCUUUUGGAUUUUCUUAGCCUAUU
Molecule: messenger RNA, 666 nt
Organism: Galeopterus variegatus (Sunda flying lemur)
Lineage: Eukaryota; Metazoa; Chordata; Mammalia; Dermoptera; Cynocephalidae
Gene: PKIB
Product: protein kinase (cAMP-dependent, catalytic) inhibitor beta
Exons: 3
Coding region: 119-355 (78 amino acids)
Biological process (GO): negative regulation of cAMP-dependent protein kinase activity
Cellular component (GO): nucleus; cytoplasm
Molecular function (GO): cAMP-dependent protein kinase inhibitor activity
Source: RefSeq, a predicted model, not a curated record